Molecule: messenger RNA, 2456 nt
Organism: Ictidomys tridecemlineatus (thirteen-lined ground squirrel)
Lineage: Eukaryota; Metazoa; Chordata; Mammalia; Rodentia; Sciuridae
Source: RefSeq, a predicted model, not a curated record
CUCCCAGAUAUGAACAGUAUGCUAUGGAUAUCAGCCAUUAAUUUUCCAGAAGUAUCAUUCAGUUUUUUUUAUUGAUAAAAGCAUGAUGUUACUCUCUAGUGCUGAGAGAAAAAAAGAUAGUGACAAUGCACUUGAAAGGGUUUGGUCAUCAUUGACCAGAGGGCUGAGGGAGAGAGAGAGAGGCCGAGGUGGGCUCCCACAGGCUUCUGCCCUGGGAUAUGGAUGUUUAUGCCACCACUGAGGAUUUCUAAGAGAGAGAAGCUGGUGUGAGGGAGGGAAGACCAUAAAGUCACCUUCAGGAUGUAUUUGAUUGUUCCUGGAACAGUUUCUGGCCUGAGGAAGCACUCAAAACAUACUGUUAGAUGUCCCAGUGAGGGGGUCUGUGGAGGAAUUGAAAAAUUAGGACCUGAUUGAUAUAACCUGAGAUCAAGAGAGGACAUUUAAAACGUAGGCAAACGAAGACACAGAAAGUUUAGGAAACCUGUUCAAUGUUUUCUAGUGAGUCAGUAUUAACUGUCCGAAUGAAAUCUAGCUCAAUCCCUUUUUCAUUCAUUGCUCUGGUCAUACAAUAAUGAUGCUUAUAUUAAUUGUUUCAUUUCUCCACAUAGAGAGAGAAAUGUCCUCGGACAACAGCAACACAAUAACAAUAAGUGACCAAAUCAUGUUUUGGUAGAUCUUAGCAUCUUCAACCCCAACCCAAACAAGCACAGGAUAUUGUGAAGGACCAAAACACAUUAGAUGGAAAUAAACCUGCCCGAAUCUCACCAGUAAAGACUCCAGAGGUCAAGAGUUAUCCUUCCUGGUCGAGGUACCGUGGUAAUCUCCUUAGCUUGGAAGUCCACAGGCAUGGCCCACAGCUGUGGUCUUGAAGGUAAACAGACAGAGUGUCAUGGGUAGCCAACUCUGGUAAGUUGUAUUCCUAUUCCCAACUAUCCACUGUCUCCCCUGUGGGAUUAUUGUGCAUCCAGCCCUUAGACAUGUGGCUUUCUGUUUCUCUGAAUGGGCAGAGCCCAUGUCCUGUGUUUUGGAAUGUGAAUGGAUGUGGUGUCUGAGUUGAAGCUUUAAAUGUGCCUGAUCGGAUGGUUCCUACCCCCUGCCAUGAAAACUAUACAAACCAAAUAAGUUCCAUGAUGGUUAAAAUCUUUCCUAAACUUUCAUGUAAGUAUUAAUUCAUAUCAUUUUCAAAAAGUAUCUGUAUGUGCAUAGAUAUAUGUGUGUCUCUCAAUGUCCUCACGUGUAGAGGUGGGACUUCAGUUGGGUCUGAGUCUCCAUCACACCUCUUCAUGUGUCCUGUAUCUCAUAUCUCAGCACAGGGAGGUGGGCGGCAUGGAUGGUAUGAAAGUCUUGGAACCAGAAGGACCAGCAAGUUCUCAGUUGGACAAGCCACGUCACUUCCCAGAGCCUUCGUCUUCUCUACUUUAAAUGGGAACACCCCCAGUGUGCCUGAGCGAGGCCUGCGUCUCAGUGACCAGCUCCAUCUUGAACUCCAUGGACCCCACGGUGGACCCCUGCCAGGACUUCUUCAUCUAUUUCUGUGGGGGCUGGAUCAAGGCCAACACCGUGCCUGAUGGCCACUCACACUGGGGGACCUUCAGCAACCUCUGGGAACACAGUCAAGCCAUCAUCAAGUACCUGCUGGAAAAUUCCACAGCCAGCUCGAGUGAGGCAGAAAGGAAGGCCCAAGUAUACUACCGCGCAUGUAUGAAUGAAACCAGGAUCGAGGAGCUCAGGGCCAAGCCCCUGAUGGAGCUGAUUGAGAAGCUUGGAGGCUGGAAUAUCACAAGUCCCUGGGCCAAGGACAACUUCCAGGACACCCUGCAGGUGGUCACUGCCCACUACCGAACCUCACCCUUCUUCUCCGUCUAUGUCAGUGCAGACUCUAAGAACUCCAAUAGCAAUGUGAUCCAGGUGGACCAGUCUGGCCUGGGCUUGCCCUCCAGAGAUUACUACCUGAACAAGACUGAAAACGAGAAGGUGCUGCUGGGAUACCUGAACUACAUGGUCCAGCUGGGGAAGCUGUUGGGCCGGGGAGAUGAGGACGCCAUAUGGCCCCAGAUGCAGCAGAUCCUGGACUUUCAGACAGCGCUGGCCAAUAUCACCAUCCUCCAGGAGAAGCGUCUGGACAAGGAGCUCAUUUACCACAAAGUGACGGCCGCCGAGCUGCAGACCUUGGCACCGGCCAUCAACUGGCUGCCCUUCCUCAAUGCCAUCUUCCACCCCGUGGAGAUCAACGCGUCGGAGCCCAUCGUGGUCUAUGACAAGGACUACCUGGAGCAGGUCUCCGCCCUCAUCAACUCCAUGGACAGAUGACCUGCCUUCCUCGCUGGAAGUUUUGCAUGAGUGACACGGAAAACAACCUGGGCUUUGCCCUGGACCCCAUGUUUGUCAAAGUGACCUUCGCCGAGGACAGCAAGAACAUAGUAAGUACCUCCCCUGUGGACAGAGUGGGCAUCGCA